Callithrix jacchus (white-tufted-ear marmoset) is the source of this 23156-nucleotide messenger RNA. The record is from RefSeq and is a predicted model, not a curated record. Lineage: Eukaryota; Metazoa; Chordata; Mammalia; Primates; Cebidae.
AGGAGCUUUCUGGAGUGUGGUGAAGGACCUUUCUGGAGUGUGGUGAAGGACCUUUCUGGAGUGUGGUGAAGGACCUUUCCGGAGAAGAGUGAAGGACCUUUCCGGAGAAGAGUGAAGGACCUUUCCGGAGUGUGGUGAAGGACCUUUCCGGAGUGUGGUGAAGGACCUUUCCGGAGCGUGGUGAAGGACCUUUCCGGAGCGUGGUGAAGGAGCUUUCCGGAGCGUGGUGAAGGAACUUUCUGGAGCGUGGCAAAGGAACUUUCUGGAGCGUGGUGAACGAGCUUUCUGGAGUGUGGUGAAGGAGCUUUCUGGAGAAGAGUGAAGGAGCCUUCUGGUACUGGUGAGGGAGCUUGGUGCUGCAGUUGUGCCUAGGUGUAAUCUGCUCCCUACUGCCUUCUCUGCUGCGGGCACUCUGGUGUGCUCUUGGACAGUGGCUUCCACUCUCUGAGCCUCAGUUUCCUUGCCUGAGAUUGAUAGCUCUGCCUCUUAGGGCUGCUGGGAGGACGGACUCAGCACACAGGGACGCGGGGGCUGGCUCAUUCCUCUGGGGUAUCGGUGCCUGUGCUCUGCCAGCCACUGUCUCGGGUGCUCUGUGGGACACUCUGGACUGUGAGACCCCCCCGCUUCCCUGGAGCACACUGCCUAUGACAUGUGCAUAAGAAAAUGCUUCCAAAGUCACCAAGGUAGACACAGCUGGAAGCCUGAUGUCUCAGCCUUUCCCCGUCACGGGCAUGAGUGUCCUUCACUCCUCAGUCUUCCCAUGUCUGCAGGACAUGCCUGGUAGGAUAGCCCCCACCCCUGGGGGUCCUCGGCACUGCUCCUUCUGGGCCCACUCCUGGGGCUUCCUGGAAUCUGGCACUCAACACCUGGAGACGAAUGGAGGCCAUGUCACAGCAACACAUUUUCCACAUGAACAGCAUGUGUGGCAUCACACACAGGCACAAAUAGUGACAGCAGUUGUCAAAUCACCCCGGGUUUGUAAAUGAGGCUAGCCUUUUUUUCUUAGUAGCAUAAAAACAACCUUUCGGGCUGCUGGUGGGUUCCGAGGGUUGGGAAUCAGGCAGGGAUGACAGGUGUGGCUUGUGUCUGCUCCAUGUACCUGGGGGCUUGGCUGGAAAAGGCUGGAGUCCUAGGAAGGUUUGUUCACUCCCAGUUACCACAGCUGGUGCUGGCUCUCGGCAGGGAAGAUGGAGCUGCAGCUGGAAUACCUACAGGCGGCUGCCCCGUGUCCUCAAGUCACGGCGCUGCUUCCAAGGUGAGGGUUCCAGAGACAGUUGGUGCCUUCUGCUCCAUGUGAGGGUUCUAGACAGUCAGUGGCUUCUACUCUGUGUGCGGGUCCUGGAGACAGUCGGUGACUUCUCUUCCAUAUGAGGGUUCCGGAGACAAUCAAUGGCUUCUGCGCCGUGUGAGGGUCCCGAAGACAGCUGGUGGCUUCUGCUCUGUUUGAAGGUCCCGGAGACAGCUGGUGGCUUCUGCUCUGUGUGAGGGUCCUAGAGACAGUUGGUGGCUUCUGUUCCACGUGAGGGUCCCAGAGACAGUUGGUGGCUUCUGCUCCAUGUGAGGGUCCUGGACAGUCGGUGCUUCUGCUCCAUAUGAGGGUCCCGGAGACAGUCAGUGGCUUCUGCUCCAUAUGAAGGGCCCAGAGACAGUCAGUGGCUUCUGUUCCAUGCGAGGGUCCCGGAGACAGUCAGUGGUUUCUGCUCCAUAUGAGGGGCCCAGAGACAGUCAGUGGUUUCUGCUCCAUAUGAAGGGCCUGGAGACAGUCAGUGGUUUCUGUUCCAUGUGAGGGUCCUAGAGACAGUUGGUGGCUUCUGCUCCACGUGAGGGUCCCGGAGACAGUUGGUGGCUUCUGCUCCAUGUGAGCGUCCUGGACAGUCGGUGCUUCUGUUCCAUAUGAGGGGCCCAGAGACAGUCAGUGGCUUCUGUUCCAUAUGAGGGGCCCAGAGACAGUCAGUGGCUUCUGCUCCAUAUGAAGGGCCUGGAGACAGUCAGUGGUUUCUGUUCCAUGCGAGGGUCCCGGAGACAGUCGGUGCUUCUGCUCCAUAUGAGGGUCCCGGAGACAGUUGGUGCUUCUGCUCCUUAUGAGGGUCCUGGAGACAGUCGGUGGCUUCUGCUCCAUAUGAAGGGCCUGGAGACAGUCAGUGGUUUCUGUUCCAUGCGAGGGUCCCGGAGACAGUCGGUGCUUCUGCUCCUUAUGAGGGUCCUGGAGACAGUCGGUGGCUUCUGCUCCAUAUGAAGGGCCUGGAGACAGUCAGUGGUUUCUGUUCCAUGCGAGGGUCCCGGAGACAGUUGGUGCUUCUGCUCCAUAUGAGGGUCCCGGAGACAGUUGGUGGCUUCUGCCCUGUGUGAGGGUCCUGGAGACAGUCAGUGGCUUCGGCUCCAUGCGAGGGUCCCGGAGACAGUUGGUGGCUUCUGCUCUGUUUGAAGGUCCCGGAGACAGCUGGUGGCUGCUCUGUGUGAGGGUCCUAGAGACAGUUGGUGGCUUCUGCUCUGUGUGAGGGUCCUGGAGACAGUUGGUGGCUUCUGCUCCACGUGAGGGUCCUGGAGACAGUUGGUGGCUUCGGCUCCAUGCGAGGGUCCCGGAGACAGUUGGUGGCUUCUGCUCUGGGUCCCGGAGACAGUUGGUGGCUUCUGCUCUGUGUGAGGGUCCCGGAGACAGUUGGUGGCUUCUGCUCUGUGUGAGGGUCCCAGAGACAGUUGGUGGCUUUAUGUGUUAGUAGCUCUUGGGCAGGGUCAGAAGCUGGGGCUCCACCGGCGCCUCCUGUGCCUCGCCUUCCUGCUGUUGGCAGAGCUUUCUCUGGACUCCAGCACUUUAAUUCCUACGGAGCACAUCUGAAAGAAAACAGCAAACUCUUGUUUUGAAGCUGGAAGUGCUCAGUCCCCAGCGCUGGGUGUCGAAUUGGUCCUGAGCCUUGAUAGAAGCAGAAGCUGUGGCUGGUGCUUGCUCACUGAAGCUUGGCGACCAUGGGUGUUGGUGCUCCCAUCCACCGCUGCCAGGGCCUGGCGGGCAGGGGUGAGGGUGGGGGCAUUGGCUCUGUUUCCUGGCCCCAUUCAGCCCUGACCUGGAGGUUUGCUCCAGGGUGUGCUUGGAGCCUGCUUCUCCCCUGCCCUGUCCCAGGUUCUUCCUCCUGGUUGGAGGUCUCUGGUUUGCGUGAAGACAGUGGCAUUGAGGGCCACAGGCUUGCUGACCCAGGGGGACUGUCCAGCCUACUCUGAGACAGAGGGAGGAGCCGUCUUUCACAAGGACAUUUUCCGUGGUGGUCUGAUGUGUCCCUGUGUAUUUGGCCAGUUCUCCCUUUGGGGGCAUUAGCUUUGGAGAUCUUGCCCUUGUUCAGUGCUGUAUUGAAAUAUAACUUACACAUCUGUUCUUCUUUCUCGGGGAGGGUUGCUGGGUCACGUGUUUCUGUUCACAGCGAGGUGGCUGGAUCUACCCCGGGCCACAGCCCGUACUUCCUGCCCACAGCCACCUUUUCUUCUACCCCAGGCCACAGCCCGUACUUCCUGCCCACAGCCACCUUUUCUUCCUCCGAUUCUGCUGCUGGUGGGUUGCCUUUCCCAAGCGUGUGCUCCUUUCCGCUGCAAGUGGAAACACAGGCUAAUGACACCGGAAAUGGGUUUGGAGUUGGGCAGACCCGAGGUUGAACCUGGCUCCAUUUGAGUUGCUGUGUCCUGAGAAGUAAACUUCUCUCUGCUCCCGACUUUGCUCAACAGAAUAGAAAUAACAUCUGCUUCACGGAGUGAGAUUAGAUGGAUUGAAGAAUGCAGAGUGCAGGCACAUGAUAGAAAUGGAGUACAUUUUGGUUCUCCUUCCCUUUCUGCACACCUGUCCAUGGUCUGACACUGCUCAGGACCCAGCCUCCCGCCCCGUCUCCGUGCUGCCCAGCUCACCUGCUGCCGCGGCUCGGGCUCUGUGUGCUCUUCCUGUGGGUCUCCCCUUUGCACACUGCUUUCUGGCCUGGGUCUUGGGGAGACAGCCCUGGGCCUCUGCUCUGCUACCUUGUACAUCCCCAGGUGGUUUUUUCUCCUUUGAGAUGGUGUCUCACUCUAUCGCCCAGGCUGGAGUGUGUGGUGCAGUUUUGGCUCACUGAAACCUCCGACUCCCGGGUUCCAGCAGUUCUCCUGCCUCAGCCUUCUCGGAGUAGCUGGGAUUACAGGCUAAUUUUUGUAGUUUUAGUAGAGAUGGGGUUUCACUGUGUUGGCCAGGCUGGUCUCAAACUCCUGACCUCAAGUGAUCCUCUGGUCUUGGUCUUCCAAAGUGCUGGGAUUACAGGGGUGAGCCUCUGCGCCUGGCAGUUUUCCCUUUUCUUUUCUCCCCAUCUUUAAUUGUGGUGCUCGCUGGUAUCUGGUUCUCCUGCACUUCUGCACAUCCUUUGCAGCUAGGGGAAAGGCAUGGCAACUUUUGGCCAGUGUGCCAGGUGUGAACGUCCUGCGUCACUUCUGGGUGCGAGCUCCUUUUGAGUCCUCUUCGUGCCACCACAGGCAACGCAGAGGCAGCAGCUUCCCUCUCAGCGUAGGUCGCAAAAUGAGGAGACAGGAGCGGCCAGGAGGAAUGGCCAGGGCAGGAGAGGGCCCUGGUUGUUUAGAGCCCCAAGGGUGCCUCCGUGUUUGUUGGCACACUGUUACCUGGGGCUCAGGCCAGUGUGCUGUGCUGCUACUGUGGGGAAGGAGGCCAGCCCAGCGUGGCGGUGCUGAGAGGCGCAUCUGCUACAUGGACCUCUUAGAAUGCCUGUGCCCCGCCAGAGCCUCACUGUGGCGGCAGUGGGCACCGAGGGCUGGGGCAGCUGGCCUUCCUGACUCCUCAAAGUGGCAAGGACUGGUACACUUCAUGUAUUCUCCAAAUGAGGACUGCACAAACGGGGACGACUAAAUUGGGUUGGGGGGAUUUAAAGCAGAAUAAAUGAGCGAAAGAAAGCAGAGUUGGCAUUAAGUAAAAGGACAGAUCACUCCUAGGUGUGCAGGCUACUCCGCUGCUCUCCAGCCGACCGGCAUUGUUUAAAAAUAGCAGGAGCCAUCCUCGAAACUGAUGGUUUCCUCCUACUCUGUGCAUUUUGUUUGGGUGGUGAGAGUGGCACAGUCAUUAACAAGGCAGUGAGGCAAGUCAGUGGGAAGCGUGGGGCCUCUGGACCUGCUCCCUGUUCCUGGAGCACGGAGAGCACUAAUGGGCACCUGCCGGGCCCAGCCCUUGCAGUGCCGAGGUUCAGCCAGAACCGCGACAGGCACCGGCCUGGUGCAGACUCUUGAGCACACACUUCAGUGGCUGUUCCCUGGGCAACCGAGUCUCCGCCGCCAGCUGGCUCUGCCCCCAGAGCCUGUCAAAGCAUGCACCCUGCAGGAGCCAGCGCAGCAGCCCGCGCGGCCGUCUGUAGGCACCGAUGUUGGCGCGUUGGAAUUGGGUUUCAAGGUUAAACACAAGGGAGUGUGUGGGAUGACUGACUAGAUGAAGACCCAGAGACCGCAGUCCGGGUGUGUUUAUUAUGCACAGGUGGGAGGGAGCGAACAGGGAAGAAAGGAAAGGAAGCGCGUGGCUCAUUGAAGCCUGCGGGGCUGUUUUUUGUUUGCUCCACACAAAAGGCUGGAAAGACAGAUUUCUUCACUUGGUCUGGGGUGAAAGCAUGUUUGGUCCAGGGCAGCUGCUAGCCAUGUCCACAGAGCUGUCCGUCUUCAGGCCUCUGUGCCAGCUGCAUGGAGGGCAGUGCCCCCGCCAGACGGAGGCCCGGGGCUAGUGGUGGCUGCAGACACCAACCCAGCAGGGAACUGACUUGGCUCUCAGGUUAGCUGGGGUUGUCCUAGAAUUUUCAUAAACUCACUUAUUUGAUCUUUGCAGGGAUUCCCCCUUCACUCGAUGGCGGUGCACUUUUUUGUAGCAUUGAAUAUAAAAUUCUCACUUCCAUGCAUGCGGUGCCCCUUUUAAAGCGUUCUGGUAUUCGAACUUGGUAUUUCCACCUAACUUUCGGUUCCGUUCACGUGAGCCCCUCUAGUGCUUAAAAAGGGUCUCUACCAACCCGAGAAACUUUGGUUUUAGUCUCUCAUUUUUUUAAAAACUACUUUUUGUUUCUGUUUUUUUUUUUCUCUCUGAUCUACCUAUAGUAAUUUGAAAUAAACAUGGUUACAUUUGAAAAGAUGGAAAAUUCAAAUAAUUUAUUUCGAAAUCAAGUUUCAACAUAAAAUUUUAAUUUGGGAUGGUUGGACGGGUUAAAAUAAGCAUAUUCAGGAUUUCACAGUCCAUCUGAUGAAGGUAGAUGCUGUUUUAGCAUCGACCGUCUGAAGGGAGCUGGUGAGGGUCUGCCGAGUCCUUCCGGGCCUACGCUCCCGUGGGUGUGGGUGUUGCUCACGAGCACUGUUGGAUAGUAGUGACUUUUUGGAGCCGCUGACUAAAUUUCUGGAUUUUUGCUGAGCUUUUUCGUCUCAUCACUCCGAUUGCUCUUUCCUGUGUGCCUUUUCCCGUCGUUUUGCUUUGCUUUACCUUUCCGUGAAACAGGUGCAAGUAUUCCUAGGCACCCAAUCCCUGGGUCUGUCUUUUGAGAAGUGGUUGCCAACUAGCCCUUGGUUCUCAGGAAUCAUCCACACUCGCUGAAUUUCUGUGAACAAGUCUCCAGCCUUCCCGGAGGGAGGCCGAGAAGCAGGGUGGGUCCCAGCCGCCGCAGCCAGAGGGCACUUACUUUUGGGCCAAGAAGAAAUCUGACCUCCCUAACUUUCAGGUUGUGAGGGGCUGUUUGCAUCCACUCAGCAGUGUGAGCCAGACCACGAGUACAGAAGACUAGGAAGUGUAGCGCGCAUCCCACCCAGGAAGGGAAGGACAGGGCGCUGUCCCCUGUGAACAUGGGUUUGUGUGGGAUGGGAGUGGGCGUGGUGCUUGGGUUCUCGAGGACCAUGUAGGAGACAGCACCCCAAGCUGGAGGCCAGGGACAGAGGCUGAGACACCAGAAGGAGGGAGAGCAAGGGGAGGAAGAGUGCUAGGCAGCACUAGCUGCACAGGUGGCUCCGGAAAUGACCACAGGAGGAGGCUGUGUUGUGGCAGGGCUCCUCGUGCCCACACCUCUGCCUGGGCGCGCAGCUUCUCAUGACCUGGGGCUGAGAGGAGCUGCCUGUCCUUGAGUGCCCUGGAAGGCACAGCUUUCAGUGUGGCACUAGCUGCGUCCCCCUGGGUGCCACCACCUCUAGGAGCCACAGUGUGGAGGUCAUGUCAGUGACCUCUCAUGGAAGUGAAGGACAGGGCUUCCCCUAAACAAAACAGGCUUGCCGAUAUUAAAAUCAGAGCAGAUGCUUGCAGCUGACGGAGAAAAGGCAAGCUCAUUUGCUCACAGCCGUGAGCCCCUCCUGUCUACAGGUGUGGUCAGGGUUGUGAGCACGUUGGCCAGAGCCGAUAUUCCCCUGGAGCAGGUUAGAUUCAAACUGGGGGAGACAAGCAGGGAGGAGGGGCCAGCCUGCCCAGUGCCACUCACCCACAGCCACCCUGUUUCUCAUCCCAGGGUCAUCCCAGGGUGCAGCUCAUGCGUGAAGGCACCUGGAGGCUGGGCGAGGAGUUAGGAGACUGGGUCCGAGUUCCUCUGUGUGCGGGAGGGAGCGUGGAGCCUCCUUCAGGUUUUGUCCAUGUGUCUGUCACUGUGGGUAACCACCGAGGUGCUUUAUAGCCUGUGAGGCUCUGGACCCCAGUUUAAAGGGGCGACACAGAGUGGUCAGUGUGGAAGGAAGAAUGUUUUGGAAUUAUUGCUGAAUUUCCCCUCUUUUCCCCAGUUAAAGAAUCAGAAAGGCAUAAACCACAAUGCAUCCCUUUCCUCUUUUAAGGUGAUUACAAAAGAAAUGGUGAACCAGAACAGGCUCCAUGGAAGUAAUAUCAAUAGAUAAAAAUGGAAAGAUAAAUAGUGAAAUGUUUCUUUUCUCCCUCCUUACAAAAAGCUACUUGCAAAACUGCAGCUGAUGUACUCCAGGCUGCGCCGUGGUGACUGGUGAGCAGGACGAGGUCCUGUUACAUUCUUUUGCCGGAGAAACGGGUAUAAGUGAGAGGCAUUUGAGUCCAGUGAGUUGUACGGUGUGUGACGUAACGCACCUCAGCUUCCCAGGUUGUGUCUGACAUCACGUCCCAGCGUCGGUUCCCCUCACAGCCCUGCGCAUUGGGUCAGCAGAGCCCGACCCUCGUGCCUGGGCGUUCACCGUCCACACCCUCUUUAAACUCGCUUCUGUCGAGUGUCUGACUUCUUUCCUGGGCUGCAUAGUAUAUGCAUUUAUUUCCAUCUCAUUGAAUAUUUUAGAAAUCCCUAGAAGAGAGGCGUUGGUAUCUGUCUGCAUUUUGCAGUUGAGACUGAGGCUUAGGGACCGUAGGGCCACCUUGCACCAGGUCCCAGCUGGCAGGCCACAGGCGUGGAUUCGGACCUUGCCUGGUGUGCUAUGUGGCCCUGCACCCCUGUAUCCUGCGCUACCUCGCUGGGCUCAAGGUGACAGACUAUUCCCGCCUCUUCCUAGUAUUUACGGACACAUAUGUUUUUACAGAUAAAUUAUGUCGAUUGAAUAUUUUUAUAAGAGGGCAUUUUUGAUACUCCAGUCCGGGAAAAAAUAUUGCAAACCUAAAUACAUCAGUCAGAAAAUCAUUAUAUUCCCGAGAAUGAAGGGAUGAAGAUUUUUUGGAGUGAGGGUGUUAAUUAAUCUCUGACAUGGCCGGUUGCCAGACUAGGUGUGUAAUGUCAGUUUAAACCCGCCUCCUAAGGUGUGCUAUGCGCACAGCUGCUUUAGCGAAUGCUGGCGAAUCCACAUUUUCCUGUUAGUGAGAACAUGGAUGUCGGGUCACUGUCUAGAAAGUAGUUUGAUGUCAAGCAGGCGUCACUGUUUUCUUCUAGAGGUAUUUUUAAAAAUGGCUUGAUGUACUCAGAGCACAGGUGAACUCACUCAUCAACCAAGAUUUCUGCUGUCUGGCAGACUGGUUCUGUUGGCCGGAGGUGAGGCUGAUGGGCUGGUGGGAGAUUGGACAGUGUCCCUCAUGACCCCUUCCAUGCAUAAGGCAGCCACUGUGGGGCCACUCAUGAGGGUGCCAGUUAUGGGGGUGUUGGAGAAGACAUGGCUUUCCGUCUGCCUGAUCUUCUGGGUGUGUCUGAAUCCUGUAUGUAGGUGGGUUUUGGAGGUGGGCAGACCUUGCUGAUGGUCUGGGGGCCCUGAAGCAGACUCAGUUGGAGGGGAAGACCCCUCCCCUUAAAGAAAUGGCCUCUGGUAGAGCAGGCGAGGCCAGGCUGACCUCAGGGGUCGGAAGUCAUGAGGAAGGAACAGGGUGAGCUGGGCCUGGAUGCCCCCGAUCUGCUCCUGCCAGGAAGCCAUGUGGGACUGGGGAGGACGGGGCUUGGAUUAAGGAGAGAUGGUGCCCUGGGCAGAGCGGGUCUGCAUGGAGGGAGCUCUGCAUUCUCUCAGAGAGCUGGCAGGCCACAGGGUAAAGACAGGUUCUUCUGGCUCCUGCAGAGAAGUGGUAGCUUAGAGGAGGUUCCUGUCUGGUCAGCGUGGGGCCCAUGGUCCAAGGGCAGUGUGUGUUGACAGUGGCACAGCCACAGCCUGUGUGUGGUAUGGAUGGCAGCUGCCGAUGGGGCAGGAUGGGGGGAUGCAUAUGGCCUCUGCUUGCGUCUCCCCCUCCUCUCCUUUCCAUCGCAGCCUCCCCUGGGCCUCUAGGGCCUGCACCUCUUACCUGGAGUCCCCACAGACAGACAGCGAGCCUGGGGAAUAGCAGUGGGGUCAGGUGAAGUUCAACCACAGGUGGUACACUCCUGCUCUUCCCAGGGAUGAUUCGGGAGGGCAGUUCCCUGAUAGGCAGGCCUGGGAGCAGAGGGUGGGCUGGGGCCUGGAACGGGUCACUGGUGCAGCCCUGGCUUGCUUGUGCCCCCUCAUCCAAGAACGGCUGGCAAACCACAGGGACGGGCCAAGGAAGCACAGCUUGCCUAGUGCCACCCGAGGGCUCGAGUCCACCGUGAAACAUGCUUUCUCAUUUAUCUCACUGCCAUCCUCCCCGCAGCCUGAGGGAUGCGCAGAUGAGGCAGCAGCUUUCAGGGCUGAGGUGCAGCCGACCACAGGCAGCACCCAGCAGGGACCCUGCUCAUGCCCCUGGCUCCUCGCAGCAGCAGUGGGCGUUACUCAGCCUACUCAGGUGGGCCACUGAAUUAACGAGAACAGGAACCAGAUGAACAGCGGGGGGAGUAGUUCCCACGGCCUGGGGCUGUGACCAGGAUAAGUGAGUUCCUAUUUGUAAAGCACGUAGGUGAAGAAGUCAGUCAGGGGGAGAUUGGUGUUUGCAGAAUGAUCUCGUCACUCAUCACCUGGUAAGGUUUCGAAGCUGCUCGUCUUUGAUAUGGGGUCCAGGCAUUUCGGUGGACCUGAGUAUCCCUCAUGUAAUCGCCCUACUUACCUAAGUGAUUUCCAGAAAUGUCAUCUGCAGUUUCCAGCUUUAGUUUCAAUGCACUGAAUGGUGAACAGAGACGCGUGGCGCCAUGUGAGUGGAUCUCUGUGGUAUCCCCCGCAACAUUGGACUUUGUUUUGCCUGCAUCUAAGUGGGCAGGGUUUCUUAAUAACUUGUUUUUGCUGAGACUCUAGCCCAGUCAACUUAGUUUUCCUGGUACCUUCUCUUUCUUUUACUUUUUUAAUUAGACUAUUGGGUUACACAGUACCCGUAACUGGCAGACGGGUUUGCUCCCUGGUGACUCCUCUCAUGGUUUAAGGGAUUACUCAAAAUAUAAAGUGUCAAUUUAGACAUUUCAGUAAAUUGUCAAUGUAGGUGUUUGCAUUUUAACCUAACUGUAUGGAUGCUAUUAUUUUUCAUAUUGCUCAUGCUCAGAGUUGUGUUCCUUGCUCAAACAACCAGAACUUAGACAAAACUACUGACUCAGCGCACGUCCACUGAAAAUGUUAUCUGCUGAUGAGUGACAUCUGUAGAUCUAGAGGAAACCUUUCUAGAGCAUCCUAGCACAGUUCUGCAGAUGCGGAGGAGCAGCCAUAUUUAUCCUUUUUCAAAACCAGCUAAUAUGGAGGUAGUGGACAGUGGGCCGGCCACAGUCUGAGACCAAGUGGUACAUGGGCCACUGUGCUCCCAAACCAGCAGGAAGACGCCAGCUUCGUGUGGUGCCCAUGGCCCAAGGGUGCUGGGUGCAGCAGGAAAAGAACAUGGUGGCUGGACUCCUGACCAUGUUAGAAGAGCAGUCUUGCAGAAAGACCGAAGCUAUACUAGAUAUGGUCUACCUCUUACAUGUUGUAAGAAAAAAUUAUUUUUAAAAGCAGUAUUUUGCAUGAAAGGAGAUUUCAGAUAAAAGUAUUUAUUCAAGGUAGGCCCCCACAUCAUCCCAUCUCUGUAGAUGAAUAUUUAUGCAUCAGGAUAGCUAAUUAUGUUGCCAGUAAAUCGCCAAAGAAUAAUUUUUAGAAGUCUUUGGUACAGCGUUUGUAACAGCGAGGAAGUAAACAAUCCACUUUAGAUUGAUUUUUGCCCUAAAUGGGCGCGGUGACUCAAGCCAGCACUUUGGGAGGCCAAGAUGGGUGGAUCACAAGGUCAAGAGAUCGAGACCAGCCUGGUCAACAUGGUGAAACCCUGUCUCUACUAAAGAUACAAAAUAUUAGCUGGGCAUGGUGGCGCGUGCCUGUAAUCCCAGCUACUCGGGAGGCUGAGGCAGAAGAAUUGCCUGAACCCAGGAGGCGGAGGUUGCGGUGAGCCGAGAUCGCGCCAUUGCACUCCAGCCUGGGUAACAAGAGCGACACUCCGUCUCAAAAAAAAAAUAAAUAAAUAAAUAAAAAUUGAGUACACGUAUCUUGAAGGUUUACACAUGUUCCUAUGACAUUGCAUGGUUCCUUCACUUUAGUGGGGUCCUUUCAUUGUGUACCCUAUUGUUUUGUAAAUUUUUCUAACACAUAUUUGCUUAAGGUCAUUAGUACAUUGGCUGCAAUGGAAUAGAAGAAUAAAUCGACUUUGAGUCUGAAGCCGUGAGUUCUAUUUUUGCUCUGCCAUUAGCGGUUGUGGGACCUGAAGCAAGUUAUCCAGCUGUCACGGGAGCAAUUUUCUCCUGUGACCUCCAUAAUAAUCUUCUUGAGUCUGUCAUCUUUGGCAGCUGGAUUAUUAUUAGUGGUGUUUGCAUUAUAGGAUUUCAGCACGUCUUCCAUCCCAUCUUUUCACAUUUAGCCCUGUGUUUGCCGCCUCUCACAGGGAAUGUCAUCGUGAAGAUGCAGUUUUUCCCUAAUCUUUCAUUCUCUCUUGGUAGUUUUAGACAUUCUGAUAUUGAUGUGGAGUCACUUUUCCAUAAAAGAGGGGACAUCGGGCCGAGCACGGUGGCUCAAGCCUGUAAUCCCAGCUACUCGGGAGGCUGAGGCAGGAGAAUUGCCUGAACCCAGGAGGCGGAGGUUGCAGUGAGCUGAGAUCGUGCCAUUGCACUCCAGCCUGGGUAACAAGAGUGAAAUUCCGUCUCAAAAAAAAAAAAAAAAAGUGGGGACAUCAGUUCAAAAUAAAAUAUGAUUGUUUAAUAGUAAUCCUUUGAAAUAUAUGAAGAUUUUAACCGUCUCUUGUAUGGGUUAAUUUUUAUCUUGCAUUUAUAUUUGAGAAAAAUGUUGUGUUUGAUUCUUUUAUAACUUUCCUAUUUCUUUUUCUACCUGGCUCUAUCAGUUAUUGAAAGAUUUAAAGUCUCCCACUGUGAUAUUGGAUUCCUCUAUUUUUAUUUUUUCUGUCAGUUUUUGCUUUCUAUGUUUUGGUGUAAUUUUAUUAAGGGCAUAUACGUUGAUAAUUCUUUUGUUUUUCUGGUGAACUGAACCUGUGUAUUAUUCAGUAGUGACCCUUGCUCCCUUUGCUCCCAUCUAUUUUGGCAGAUAUUAAUAUGGCUGAAUCAGCUUUCCUUUGUUGCUUAGCGUAGCGUUCUCUGUUCUCUGCCUUUCUGUGUCAUUGUUUUAGGGCUAUCUCUUGUAAACAGUGUUUUGCUGAUUUCUAAAACAUUUAGUGUAACAGUCUCCAGCUGCUGUUCAUUAUAGUUACCGUGACUACUGAUUUACUCGUGAUAAUUUCUGUCAUUUUACGCUUUUUUGUUUUUGUUUUUGGUACUAAUUUCUUUCAUCUUACUUUAUGCUGCUUUGGAGAGUUUUGGUCCUUUCCUGUUCUUUUGAGUGAAUUGUGAAUCUUGCUUGUGCUUCAUUUCUCCCCCUCUAUUAUUUUAGAAGUUUUAUGUUCAUUUUCUACUCUUCAUAUUUAUCAUGAAAUCUGAAAUUAAUUAUUCAGUGUUUUUCUAUUCAAACAAUCUGAAAACCUAAGAACCUUUUAUGUCUAUUUUAAUCCCCCUUUGCUAUUUUCUUGGCCAGUAUUUUAGUUUUACUUUUCGGUAGUUUUAUUAAUCUCAAAAGUAAAUAUUACUGUUAUCAUUAGUGUCACACGUAUUUAGAUGUUUUCUAGUUUUGCAAUUUAUUGCAAAACUUUUUUCUUAGAACCUUGAAUUUGAGACCUUUCUUCUGGGAUCACUCUAUUUCUCAAGUGUGUCCUUAGAAGUUCCCUUAGUGAGGCUUUUGGAGGUAAAUUCUCAUGGUUUAUAAAACAAUUUUCAUGUAUACCCCAAGUAGGGGUCUCAUGGCUCGAUUUGCCUCAACGUGCCUUUAGCUUUGAGUAUGUAGCCGGCUGGACAGUUCUUACACGACGUUUUCUUCUGUCAUUUUCUUGUGUGCUGUCUCUGCAGUCCACUGCUGCUCUUGGGAAGCCAGCUGCCUAACUGUUCCUAGCACUGGAAGCUUGAAGCUUCUGUCUUUGUCUCUGGCGUUCUGCAUUUUUGCUACAGUGCGUCAGGAAUGGUUGUAUUUUAGAUUAAGCUACUUGGAGAUUGCUUCCCGAGUCAGAGUCGUUUAUUGACGUUGUGUCUGCUGUUUUCUGUUUCUCCUGUGCACCCCGCUUAGGGGUGCAGCAGAUGAUCCCAGCCUUUCUCCCACACUCCCUUGCCACACUCUCUCUGCUGGGUCAUGCAUACUGUCUUCACAUCUUUGUUCCAAAUCAUUAAUUCUCAGCAGUUAUUUCUAAUCUGCUGUUAAAUUGCCCACCAAGACUUCUAUUUCAACAGUCAUAACUUCUAGACACUUUUGUUUUAAGAAGAUUCCUGGUAAAUUGUGAUAGUCUUUUGUCACCUGCUCAUAAUCCAGCUUUUAUUCCUUGGAACAUUGUGAUUCUAGUGUCAGAAGUUGUUGGAAUGCUAAUUCACUCUGUUCUCUUGGCCUGCCCUCAUUCAGGCCACUGUCUUCAUGGCUUGUCCUGUGUCACAGGCUCCUAUCAGGCUGCUGUAGGUUGCUGGGGCCUCCAAGAGGCUGGCCUGUGGGUACAGUCCUUCACUGACAAUUCUCAUUUGUUUUUGGAAAAUGUCCAGGGUGGCCAAAAACCCAGAACUUCUUUAAGUUAAAAGGCUUAAGAUUUCCUGGACCCCACCAGUAAGUUCAAACCCAAACUUUUGUAAAGAUCAAUGCAGUUUUCAGGUUCUCAGGGUAGACUCUAUUUUUUACAAGAGCCAUCGCUAAGAUAAACAAGUGGGUUUUUUUUUUUUUUGACAUUUUUCUAUGCAUGCCAGCUGGAGAAUAAUGUUUUCUAGCUCUUUCUUGUAAUGAGGAUGUGGGUUUUAAGGAGCCUCGGUUUUUGCAGGGUUCCUAGUAUCCCCCUCCUUACCUUUUGUGGGUCAAAAUCUCACUCUCCUGUUCUCUGUGUGACCUUUAUUUCCUAGCAGAGGCCAAGCUUGAAAGGGUAACCAGGGUUUAGCAUUCUGUUUUCAACAACAGCUUCAUUAUGUGCUCUCAGUCAUGUUCUUCACUUCCCUGGAAGCAUAGCUGUGCGUUUAAAUAUAUAUCUCAGUAUUCUAGAGAGGCAUGGUUUAUGUGUGCGUGUGUGUGUGUGUGUGCGUGCGUGUGUGUGCGCGCGUUCAGAAUUAGCUGUAUUGCUAGAAUCCAAAGUCCUGGAAUGGACUGGUACAUGAAAGAGAAGGUUAAUAAAGAUACUGUAAGGUAAAAUCAUCUCAAAUGCUUAUUCCAUCCCUGGGCUUUACAUGAAAACAUCAAACUGCCUGGUAGCUCCUGACAUCUCAAAAGUGGCACCAUCCAAACUGGUGUCUGAAUUACUCAUGUCCGUGGAUGGUAUCGCCACUGGUGUAGAUUCUAGGAGUGCUUGUCAGUCGGGGUCACAAGCCGCUCUAGACACAGGCACACCUCACCUCACUGCAUGCUGCUCUAUUGUGCUUCUCAGACAUUGUGACUUUUGCAAACUGAAGGUUUGUGGCAACCCCAUGUUCAUCAAGUCUGUGGGCCCCAUUUUUCAAUGACAUGAGCUGGCUUUCGACACCACGUCCCACUGUGUGGUGCGUUUUGGUGAUCGCACAUUAUUUCAGGUUUUUCAUCAUUAUUGUAUCUGUUCCGGUGAUCCGUGGUCAGUGGUCUUUGGUGUUCCUAUUGUAAUUGUUCUGGGCUCCACAAACUGUGCCCAUGUGAGAUGGCAACAUGAGUCCAUAAAUGUCUGGGUUUUGAAUGCGCCAUCAACCUGCAGUGUCCCGUCUUUCUCCCUUUGCUCAAGCCUCCCUAUUCCCUGAGGACAACAAUAUUGAAAUUAGGCCAAUUAAUAACCCUAUAAUGUCCUCUAAGUGUUGAAGUGAAAGGAACAUCUCUCACUUUAAAUCAAAAGCUAGAAAUGAUCAAGCUUAGUGAGGAAGGCAUUUCAAGAGCUGAAGCAGGCCGGAAGCCAAGCUUUAUACAGCAGUUGGCCAGGUUGUGAAUGCAAAGGGAAGGUUCUUGAAGAAAUUAAAAGUGCUACUCCAUUGAGCACAUAAAUGGUAAGAAAGCAAAACAGCCUUAUUGCUGAUAAUGGAGAACGUUUUAGUGGUCUGGAGAGAAGAUCCAAAUCAUGCACAACAUUCUUUUAAGCCACAGCCUAAUCCAGAGCAAGACCCUAACUCUCUGUAUUCCGUGAAGGCUGAGAGGAGUGAGAAGGCUGCAGAAGGAAAGUUCGGAGCUAGCAGAGAUUGGUUCAUGAGGUUGAAGGAAAGAAGUCACCUCUGUAGCCUAAGAGAACAAGGUGAAGCAGCCAGUGCCGACGGAGAAGCUGCAGCAAGUUCUCCAGAGGACCCAGCUGACAUCACGGAUGAAGGUGGAACACCUCAGAACACAACAGAUAUUCAGUGUCCUUGAAAUAGCCUUAUGUUUGAAGACUGUAAGCCUUCCAGGACUUUCACAGGCAAAGAGAAGUCAAAGCCUGGCUUUAGCGCUUCAGAGGAUAGGCUGACUCUCUCAUUAGGGGCUGAUGGAGUUGUUGACUUCUGAGCUGAAGCCAAUGCUCAUUGAGCAUUCUGCAAAACCUAGGCCUCUUCAGAAUGAUGCUGAAUCUACUCUGCCUAGUGUCUAUAAAUGGAGCAACAAAGCCUGGUUGACAGAACAUCCAUUUAGAACAUGGCUUAGCGAAUAUUUUAAGCCCCCUGUUGAGACCUACUGCUCAGAGACAGAUUCUUUUGAAAAUCACUGCCCAUUGGCAAUGCACCUAGUCAUCCAAGAGCUCUGAAGGGGAUGUACCAAGGAGACAGAUGUUGUUUUCAUGCCCGCUAGCACAACAUACGUUUUGCAGCCCAUGGAUCAAGGAGUAAUUUCAACUUUCAAGUCGUAUUAUGUAAGAAACACAUUUCUAAAGGCUGUUGUCGCCACUAAUAGUGAUUUCUCUGAUGGGUCUGGACAUAGUAAAUUGAAAACGUGGAAAGGAUUCAUCAUUCUAGAUGCCAUUAAGAACAUCUGUGACUCACUGGAGGAGGUCAAAAUAUUUAUUGACAUUAAUAGGAGUUUGGGGGAAGUUGAUUCUGACCCUUGCGGAUGACUUUGAGGGGUUCAAGACGUCCAUGGAAAAACUGACUGCAAAUAUGGUGGAAAUAGCAAGAGAAUGAUAAUUAGAAGUGGAGCCUGAAGCUGGUACUGAAUUGCUGCAAUCUCAUGAUCAAUCUUGAAUGGAUGAGGAGUUGCUUCUUAAGGAUGAGCAAAGGAAGUGGUUUCUUGAGAUGGAAUCUACUCCUGGUGAAGUUGCUGUGAGCACUGUUGAAAUGAUAGCAGAGGAUUUAGAAUAUUACAUAACUCAGCUAAUAAAGCAGUGUUAGGGUUUGAAAGGACUGACUCCAAUUUUGAAAGAAGUUCUGUGCAUAAAGUGCUAUCAGACAGCGUCGCGUGCUAGAGAAGUCUUUCACGGAAGGAGUCCAUAGAUGUGGAAAACUUCAUUGCUGUCUGAUAAACUGCCACCUCCACUCCAUCCUCCAGUAGCUGCCACCCUGGUCAGUCAGCUGCCAUCAACAUCACGGCAAAACCCUCCAUCAGCAAAAGGAUGACCACUCCCUAAAGGCUCAGGUGACUGUUAGGAUUCUUUAGCAAUAAAGUAUUUUGAAAUUAAGGUAUUCCCCGUAGCUUUUUAGACGUUUUUGGACACUUACUUGACUGAAUACUAGUGUCAGCAUAACUUUUACAUGCACCGGGAAAACAAAAAAUUCACGUGACUCUCUUUUUGACAUCUUAAUGUUAUCGUGGUGGCCUGGAACCAAAGCUGCGGUAAGUGUGUUUCAGAAACAGAGAGAGAGGGAGGGCCAUCCAGGGAGGAAACACACAUCUUCCUAUGUUUCAGAGAGAGGGAGGGCCAUCCAGGGAGGAAACACACAUCUUCCUGUGUUUCAGAGAGAGGGAGGGCCAUCCAGGGAGGAAACACACAUCUUCCUAUUUUUCAGAGAGAGGGAGGGCCAUCCAGGGAGGAAACACACGUCUUCCUGUGUUUCAGAGAGAGGGAGGGCCAUCCAGGGAGGAAACACACGUCUUCCUGUGUUUCAGAGAGAGGGAGGGCCAUCCAGGGAGGAAACACACGUCUUCCUGUGUUUCAGAGAGAGGGAGGGCCAUCCAGGGAGGAAACACACGUCUUCCUGUGUUUCAGAGAGAGGGAGGGCCAUCCAGGGAGGAGACACACGUCUUCCUGUGUUUCAGAGAGAGGGAGGGCCAUCCAGGGAGGAAACACACGUCUUCCUGUGUUUCAGAGAGAGGGAGGGCCAUCCAGGGAGGAAACACACAUCUUCCUAUUUUUCAGAGAGAGGGAGGGCCAUCCAGGGAGGAAACACACAUCUUCCUAUUUUUCAGAGAGAGGGAGGGCCAUCCAGGGAGGAAACACACGUCUUCCUGUGUUUCAGAGAGAGGGAGGGCCAUCCAGGGAGGAAACACACGUCUUCCUGUGUUUCAGAGAGAGGGAGGGCCAUCCAGGGAGGAGACACACGUCUUCCUGUGUUUCAGAGAGAGGGAGGGCCAUCCAGGGAGGAGACACACGUCUUCCUGUGUUUCAGAGAGAGGGAGGGCCAUCCAGGGAGGAGACACACGUCUUCCUGUGUUUCAGAGAGAGGGAGGGCCAUCCAGGGAGGAGACACACGUCUUCCUGUGUUUCAGAGAGAGGGAGGGCCAUCCAGGGAGGAGACACACGUCUUCCUGUGUUUCAGAGAGAGGGAGGGCCAUCCAGGGAGGAGACACACGUCUUCCUGUGUUUCAGAGAGAGGGAGGGCCAUCCAGGGAAGAAACACACAUCUUAGUUACCGUGGGAGGCAGUGACCACCCCCACUUGUAGAUGCGAAAGGAAAAGGUAAUGAACCUGGAGCUUGGAGGAGGUGCCCGCAGAGCACACACUGGCACAUGCCGACACACACCAGGCCCACUGGGGGAGCACUGGCAUCCGCAGAGCAGGUCUUCUGAGAGCCUGUUUGGAACUGAGACCCUGCAGUGAGCCUCUGAGUGGGCACAGAUGGGCCUGCACUCUCAGCCUGAGCCCCGACAUCCCCUCCUUGUUUUGCCUCUGCCCCGUGCUUUCCAAGUCCUGGUUAUAAGGGCAAAAUUGAGGCUACUGUCCUUAAAUCAAUAAAGAUCCAUAUCUCUGCCCAUCUGGUCCACGUGGACAUCCGAGUGGCCUGCUCAAAGUCUUGCCUCCUCGUAGGAUUUCUCCUUACCACUUGUUGUCACAGACACUUCUUCAUGGGGCACUUCCCGUUGGCUGCAGUGCAUGAGGCGGCACUGUGUGCAAGCCGACACCUGCGCUCCCCAGCCGAGGGCCAGUGCUUCUCUUCAUUCGCGGUGCUGGGGAGCUUCCUAGGAGAACAGAGGCAGUGCAGGGGCGCCAAGGGCAGAGGGAGCUGCCGCCCCUAGUUGCACCAACUGCCUGUGCCUCAGGACCUGCUUGAAUACAAUUUUGUUUGGAAGAUUUCCAUGCAAUGAGAGAGUGCUGAUUAUAGAGUGUGCCUGCGCUGAUGGCUUGAGGAUCAGACCACACAAACUUUGUGAUGUGCAGCACUCAGAGUACCACAUCCCCAUGUGAUGGAGUGGGUGGGAAAGCCAGGGACUGUGUCUGGAUGGGAGAAGUGAUGUGUAGAAGGGACAACUGCUUGGCUCCCACACCUCGGCGACUGGCCUGUGAUUCCCCCAUGAGCCUCUCAGAGGCCCUAUACAGAGUGCUUGUUUCCCCCGACACUUUGGGUACCAGCGGCCAUGCUGGUCCUCACAGCCUGCCAUGUAAUGUAGCCUCCGUGUCCCCACAGCCUCCCGUGCGAUGUAGGCUCCGUGUCCCCAUAGCCUGCCAUGCAACGUAGGCUCCGUGUCCCCACAGCCUGCUGUGUGACAUAGGCUCCAUGUCUUCACAGCUUGCCUUGUGACGUAGGCUCCGUGUCUUCACAGCUUGCCUUGUGACGUAGGCUUCGUGUCUUCACAGCUUGCCUUGUGACGUAGGCUCCGUGUCCCCACAGCUUGCCUUGUGACGUAGGCUCCGUGUCCCCACAGCUUGCCUUGUGACGUAGGCUCCGUGUCCCCACCGCCUGCCUUGUGACGUAGGCUCCGUGUCCCCACAGCCUGCCUUGUGACGUAGGCUCCGUGUCCCCACAGCCUGCCUUGUGACGUAGGCUCCGUGUCUUCACAGCUUGCCUUGUGACGUAGGCUCCGUGUCCCCACAGCCUGCCUUGUGACGUAGGCUCCGUGUCUUCACAGCCUGCCUUGUGACGUAGGCGCCGUGUCUUCACAGCUUGCCUUGUGACGUUGGCUCCGUGUCCCCACAGCUUGCCUUGUGAUGUAGGCUCCGUGUCCCACAGCUUGCCUUGUGACGUAGGCUCCAUGUCCCCACAGCUUGCCUUGUGACGUAGGCUCCGUGUCCCACAGCUUGCCUUGUGACGUAGGCUCUGUGUCCCACAGCUUGCCUUGUGACGUAGGCUCCGUGUCCCCACCGCCUGCUAUGUGACGUAGGCUCCGUGUCCCCACCGCCUGCUAUGUGACGUAGGCUCCGUGUCCCCACAGCCUGCCUUGUGACGUAGGCUCCGUGUCCCCACCGCCUGCUAUGUGACGUAGGCUCCGUGUCCCCACCGCCUGCUAUGUGACGUAGGCUCCGUGUCCCCACCGCCUGCUAUGUGACGUAGGCUCCGUGUCUUCACAGCCUGCCUUGUGACGUAGGCUCCGUGUCUUCACAGCCUGCCUUGUGACGUAGGCUCUGUAUCUUCACAGCCUGCCUUGUGACGUAGGCUCCGUGUCCCCACAGCCUGCCUUGUGACGUAGGCUCCGUGUCUUCACAGCCUGCCUUGUGACGUAGGCUCCGUGUCUUCACAGCUUGCCUUGUGACGUAGGCUCCGUGUCCCCACAGCUUGCCUUGUGACGUAGGCUCCGUGUCCCCACCGCCUGCUGUGUGACGUAGGCUCCGUGUCCCCACCGCCUGCUGUGUGACGUAGGCUCCGUGUCCCCACCGCCUGCUGUGUGACGUAGGCUCUGUGUCCCCACAGCUUACCUUGUGACGUAGGCUCCGUGUCCCCACCGCCUGCUGUGUGACGUAGGCUCCGUGUCCCCACCACCUGCUGUGUGACGUAGGCUCCGUGUCCCCACAGCUUGCCUUGUGACGUAGGCUCCGUGUCCCCACCGCCUGCUGUGUGACGUAGGCUCCGUGUCCCCACAGCUUGCCUUGUGACGUAGGCUCCGUGUCCCCACCACCUGCUGUGUGACGUAGGCUCCGUGUCCCCACCGCCUGCUGUGUGACGUAGGCUCCGUGUCCUAUGUCUCUUUAAAAAUGCAGAACCACUCUUAGCUCACGGGCUGCAGGCCAGAUGUGGCCGAUGGGCACAGCAUGUUGGCCCUAGGCCUGAGUCUUGAUGGAGGUCUGCAGCAUGAACGUGUACUGCUGGCCUUGCCAGGUGACAGUGCAUGGCUUCUGGUGGCCCUUCAGAUUGGCGAUGUGAGACCAAAUUGCUGGAUCAGUUUUCAGAUUGGAAGCCGGGGCCUGCAUGGGUGUAUAGAUGUGCCAUGUGACAGCAGCAUUUCUGAAGUAACUGCAGUGGGGGUUGCCCACCUGAUGAAGGUGAUGGUCAGGUACUGCCAUUCUCCAAGGACCUGCUGCUACCACCCAGGCCAAACAGCUGGGUUCAGUGGGGAAUGGCAGAAGGCAGCAUCCAGCCUCCUUCACAGCCUCAAUAGCAUGCCUAGCUCUCCAUCCCACCAACAUCGCAGUGUUGCUUUCGGUUGACUUUUGAUCCGUGAGGGAACGUCCCGGGCUUCCAUCUGGUCCUUGCUGUCCUGCCAGUGCCAGGUUUGUCUGUUCCAACACACAUACAGGGACUGGAGAAAUGAGCCCAGGUUGGAUACCCUGACCCCACUGUGCCCUCUGAGGUGGACCUGGGUCACAGCUUCUGGGUCCUGCUUGGCCAUAGACCCUGUGAUGUGUUGGGCCCAGCAGGAUUGGCAUUGAUUCAGGGUCUGGGUAGUUCCCUCUCCCCAUGGUCAUCUGUCCUAUAAAAUAGCCGUGUGUCCUUCUCCAGGGGGACCUGGGUUCCCCUAAACCGAGGAGCUGUAGGCCUGUGAGCUGGCUUCGCUGAAGAGCUGAGGGAGACCGCGCCUCUGCACUGUGGUCAUCGGGCCAGCUUUCUGUCUCCACCCGGAGCCCUUCUGGCACGUGGAGCGGGGGCUGAGCAGCCUGCCUGUCUUGUUCUCUCUUGGCCUCUGCUGCAGCUCCAUCUGGGCUAGACUACUCUGACUGGCAUCUCAUGCCUGUGCCCACUUUGUCUCUGAAGCUCACGGCCCGUGAGCCCCUGACACCCCCACUUCUCAGCACCCCCUUCCUGUUGGGGCAGCUGCCUCUUACAAUGCCAGCACCACCUCCUGCUGUCUCCUGGCCGGCAGAGCUUGUCAGAGGUGUCCCUCACCAGUGCCUGAGGAUACGAGACCUGGUGUCAUCCUUGUCUUGCUCAUCGGCCUUGCUGCUGUCUGCAGUCAGUCUCUGCCCCCUGCACACCCAGGCCAUGGGAUCUGUGCAUGGUGCCGUCCCUAAGGCAUUAAAAGGCCAGCGAGGCAGCAUCUUCAGGCAUCCUGGUGUCUACCCUGAAGAAUGCCUGCAUCAGGUGAGCACUCAGUGAGGCUGUCUUUGUCCUCAUCCAUCUUGCUCAGCUUGUGCCAGACUCAGAUGGCUGCAGGCUCCAAAAAUAGCCCCAUCUUAAUGUGCUGUUGAUGCAGCCCUGGAAUCAGCUGGGGAUCAGAUUAUGUCUCCCGGGCAGGGCAUUGUUCGCCCUUUAGCCAGGCUGACUGGAGCUACUAUUCAUGCUCACAAAGGCUCUAAUCCCCUUUGAGUUCCUGUAAGCCUUUUGCCUGGUAACCCCUUCCAGCGGGCAGCAUACCCGUGGCUGCAGUUGGCUUCGAAAGUCUUAAUCUCGUUCAUCUGAGGCAUGGCAAGCUGAAAUGAUUAGGACGUUCAUUGUGAUAUGGAAGCAGCCUGGAUGUCCAUCCGUAGAAGAACAGAUAAAGAAACAUGGUGCAAAUGGAGCACUGCUCAACCCUAAGAAAGAAGGACAUUCUGCCGUUCGCAGCAGCAUGGAUGAACCUAGAGGUCUUCAGUGAAACAAGCCAGGCACAGAAAGUCAGAUACCACACAAUCUCACAUGCAGACUAAAAAAGCUGAAGUCACAGAAGCAAAGUAGAAAGUGGUAGCAGAGGCUGGCUGGGAGGGCAGAUGGGGAAAAGGGAGAUCCUUUGGUGAAAGGAUACAAAGUUUCAGUUAGGUGGAGGAGUGCCUUCAAGAGGUCUAUGGGAUGCCUUUGUGACUGCAGUUAGUAACAAUGUGUCAUGGUAACUGAAAUUAGAAGCAAUGUAUCAUCCUUGAAACUUGUUAAGAGAGUAGAUUUCAAGUGUCUUCACAACAAAAAAUG